This is a messenger RNA of Haplochromis burtoni (Burton's mouthbrooder), 542 nucleotides long. RefSeq names its product receptor-type tyrosine-protein phosphatase H. The record is from RefSeq and is a predicted model, not a curated record. Gene Ontology annotation, molecular function: protein binding. Lineage: Eukaryota; Metazoa; Chordata; Actinopteri; Cichliformes; Cichlidae.
AUGGACGUGAAAAUGUGUCGUUUACUGGACUUUACCCUGGUGCCACCUAUAAUAUCUCUCUUGUCUAUGAAAAGUCUUCCAGAGUUUUCCUGCAGUGUGAACACAAAUUAACAAUUCUUCCUCCUAAUCUAAAUGCUCACUGUGAGUACUGGGCAGCUGGAUACUCUGUUCUUAUUAAAUGGACAGUUCCAGAGGGCGAGUGGACUAAUGCGGAGGUGAAUGUGGCUGGAAAGACUCACACAGUAGCUAGUCCUGAAACUGAGAUCAUAAUCGAUGGAUUCCAACCUGCCAAAAAAUAUAAGGUGUCUGUAACUUCACUGUCUGGGGUGAGGAGUUCUGAACCGCAUGUGUUUUACUGCCAAACUGAUCCAAGGGGAGUUAUUGCAGGGUCCGUAUUUGGUGUGCUUCUUUUUGGUCUCCUGGUCGCUCUGGUUGUCUUAAUUUUCCUCAAAAGACCAGAUAUUAUUAGCAGAAAGAAGUCUUCAUUCAUGGGUGGAUCCAAAGUACCAAACACACAGAGCAAGUAAGUGUUUUUUUACAAU